Messenger RNA from Limulus polyphemus (Atlantic horseshoe crab), 1503 nucleotides. Its product is annotated as zinc finger protein 2 homolog. The record is from RefSeq and is a predicted model, not a curated record. Gene Ontology annotation, cellular component: nucleus. The transcript has 8 exons. The coding region runs from base 1 to 1503 and encodes 500 amino acids. NCBI's taxonomy places the organism in Eukaryota, Metazoa, Arthropoda, Merostomata, Xiphosura, Limulidae.
AUGGAAACGUGUGUUUUGAUUCCGGCCGAGUUUAGUUUGGUACUAAUCUCAUCUGUAAACAGUCAUGUUAACGAGAAGGAAGUUCGUGUCUGUAGCAACCAGAAGAUUAAUCGAGGAAGGAGAUUCUUGCCCUUUGAAGGAACUAUCAGGCUAGACAAACUAGAAGUCUUCAGCUGUUUGGAAGACACGAAUGUACGCCAUCAGUUUGGUUGCUAUGAUGAAGUUCAAGACAUCGGACGCCAUUGUAAUUGGGUACGGUUUCUUCGGGUUUCUCCGACCUUUUGCCCUGAGGUCAACCUUAUUGGCUCCUUAGUCAAAGGUGAACCCGUCUACGAAGUUGUCCAAAAUGUCGCACCUAACACGGAGCUGGUAGUUUAUUACGAAACGCUGGGGGAAGAUCGCGAAAGUACAUUAUCUCUCCUAGUUUCCCGACGCCUAACUGCGGCCCACUGUCGACAAACAGUCUGUUUAGUUUUGGAAGAGUCUCCCAUUGACCUGUCGAAGUCUCUACUAUCUUCAAGAGUUCCAGUAAGUUGUUUUAAAAAUGGAGAUCACCAGCUUUUAAACAAAAGUUAUAGACAGCCAAACGAACGGCGCUCUCUAUCCAGUAAUUCUCUUUCUUUGAGAGAUGAGCCUACAGGUAUUGAGGCUCGCCCGGAGCCAGCAAAGAGAGCCCGUGAGUUACCUUGUGAAGUGUGUGGCAAAGCCUUCGACCGUCCUUCCUUGCUCAGAAGACACAUGCGUACACAUACAGGAGAAAAACCGCAUACUUGUGAUGUGUGUGGAAAAGGUUUCAGUACAUCCAGCUCCCUCAAUACUCAUCGAAGAAUCCACUCCGGUGAGAAACCACACCAAUGUCAAAUUUGUGGAAAACGGUUUACAGCCAGCUCCAACCUUUAUUACCACAAGAUGACCCACAGCAAGGAGAAGCCCCACAAGUGUACCUUGUGUGACAAAUCCUUUCCAACACCAGGAGACCUGAAGAGCCACAUGUACGUCCACAACGGUUCGUGGCCUUUCAAGUGUCACAUCUGUAACCGAGGGUUCAGCAAGCAAACCAACCUAAAAAAUCACCUCUUCCUACACACGGGUAAUAAACCUCAUGCCUGCGAGUACUGUGAGAAGAAGUUUGCUCUUGCUUGUAAUCUUCGAGCUCAUACCAAAACUCACGAAAAUGGUCUUCAGGAACGUUGCUUCCAUUGUGGCAAAACUUUUAAUCUCUCUACCACUGUUUUUAAUCUUGGAUGUUGCCAAAAUUGUUAUCGGAAGAACAAUGGGAUUGCCUUAGUGAGAAAACAAGUGGAAGAAGAAAAUGUUGAGACCAAGCACUCUCUGCCCACUGAUCGUACCACUUACAGUGUACUCGCAAAGAAAGAAAAAUCUCAAUGUCCCCUUCUGUAUGGGAUUUUGGAUCAGAUGAUGCUUAAGUAUCAUGAAGCAAAGCCCCAGCUCUCACCUUUCGAACUGUUAAAAGUGAACAAUUUUCUAAACAUUAGAUCGUGA